Molecule: messenger RNA, 2901 nt
Organism: Fibroporia radiculosa
Lineage: Eukaryota; Fungi; Basidiomycota; Agaricomycetes; Polyporales; Fibroporiaceae
Exons: 10
Coding region: 1-2901 (966 amino acids)
Biological process (GO): cytoplasmic microtubule organization; meiotic cell cycle; spindle assembly
Cellular component (GO): centrosome; equatorial microtubule organizing center; spindle pole
Molecular function (GO): gamma-tubulin binding; microtubule minus-end binding
Source: RefSeq, a predicted model, not a curated record
AUGGAGGUCUUUACAUCGAAUUCGUUUAUUCUUCCUCCACGAAGUGAAUAUCCUCCUAUCCACCCCAUUCCUGAAAUCCACCCGACAUUCUUCAUACCGCGCUUAGCCAAGACACCACCAAAUCCUAUCCUCGAUUCUCUCGCUGGGGAAUCUGACAAGCCAAAGCGACUCACUAGUGAUAACACCUUCUCGCAUGAAUCACCAAUUUCCCGUGAGAAUGCUCGAGCUAGUCCUGAUGUUGUACAGCAGCAAGGCGAACAUUCAUGGGAUCGCUCAACUUCACAGGAGCACUCGGCCGCUACCUGUAUCUUGUCAUGGGAUGCUCUUCGUUUACCUUUCAAUACAAUAAAAAAUUCUCCUGGAAUCUUGUCACAACAGACCAGCCAAGCGUUCGCUUCUGUGCGAUACUACAUUCGCCCGCCAUUUCGAGAUCCGAGGGUGCGCCUGCUGUAUGUGGAUGCCGAGGCAUUGUUUCAAUCACUGAAAUCAUUGCUAUUCGGAGUAUCCUCUGCAUUGCAUAUAUGGGAUCCUAGAUUGGAGACAUUCAUACUCAAAGGAAUACCCAGCGGAAUGAAGGGUGUUAUCGUCUUAACCGGGAUAGACGAGGCCAUUAGUUCUAGCUUGCUCGAACGAUUUAUGAAUAUUGGGACACUCAGCCGUCGAUUGGAAAAUACACUCGAUCAAAAAAGCAGGACAGUCCCAGUAUAUCCGAUCAUUCAUUCCUUUAAUCACGCGUUGUCUUCGAUAUUGAUGUACCUCAGACAUUAUAUGACUAAUGUCUGCCUGUCGCCUUUGCAGGAUGCGAGACAUUCUGCAGAACCUCUUGCAAAGCUACUGACUAUAUGGAUGGACUUGAAUGAAGUAGAGGAAGUAUUGCACGAGAUCUUCUCUCUGUGCGGUCAGGCCAGAACGCCGAACUCUACUCCAGGGCUAUUGUCUAGGGUCUACGAGUGCCUGGGAAUCUACUUAGAAAGACGAUCUUCACCACUUGUUGCAGCAAUUCUUGCAUAUAUCCUGACUAUCUGCUCAGAAGACUUCUUUCUCGAGGCGUGCAAAUCAGUUGGAUAUGUAUCAACAAGGCGCUCUGAAACCGGAGCAUCUGCUGUCGGUAUCCUAGAUGGCGAUAAUUUCGCGUCUCCAUUCACUUACAGUGAUCAUCAUAGCGACAUAGACUAUGGUUCAUGCCAAGAUAGCAAGAAUCAGGAAAUCCCUCCCUCGUUCAUGAAACCUGGGCUCGUGGAUGCACUUUCUCGGGCCAGAAGAUCACUUAAGCUCCUUCAGCAGGCAGAUCCCAAUCACGCGUUAUUCCGUGAUGUACACAAUCACCGUACCAUUGGUUGGAUAUGGAGAGAGGAUGAAAUUUCAGCUGCAUGGGCCGAUGGCCUGUCGCGCCCCAAACGCGAAUAUAAAUCCCAAGCUCCUACGGCGCUCAGUUCUGACACGGACUUUGGAGUAUCCAGGGCUUACAUGGAAGCCUUGCAGCAAUUCGCCGUGUUCGAUGGGCUGCCUGGUACACAUAUUCAAUCAACGGCGACGAGCUCAACGAUGACCGCCUCUUCGCAAAUACAUCUAUUUGUCGAAAAUUUCCCUCGUUCAUUACCCGCACUGACUCCGACGCUAUCACAUCUUACAGACCUUGUCUUUUUACCACUGGCUGAACAUGCCGACUCCUUAUCUGGGGCAUUAGUCUCUCUGUUUCUCUCCUCGACACAUUUAAACUUUCGGCUCCACCUCGUUCUCCUACGAUCCUAUCUAUUGCUUACUUCACACUCAUUCAAGGUCCGACUUAGUGCAGCCUUAUUUUCUGAUUCAGACGAUAAUCCGCAGACUUCACGGGGGCAUCCUAGUUCAAAUUCUACCUCAGCACAAGCAAUUGACCACGGAUCCCAGCGCUGGGCAGUGGGUCUAUCUCCAAAUUUGACAAAUGGGGACAUCUGGCCGCCUGGUGGUGCCGACUUGCGUUUCCAUCUUCGAACCGUCAUCAUUGAUACCCUUGAGGACGCUUUCAAAAAGUCGCUCCGUCGACAAUUCGGUGAAGGGACUAUAACGCGAGUCAUAAGAGAGGCCGAACAUAGACUCGGAUUUGCCAUACGCGACCUGCCGACUGGGACAGGGAAGGAAGCCUGGCUUGAUCCAUCGUCGAUUGAAGCAUUGGAUUUUCUGUAUCUGGACUACCAACCUCCAAAGCCACUUGACGUGUUGAUUACGCCCGGCACUAUCUCCAAAUAUCACAGAAUGUUUGCCUUUCAAUUACGCCUAAUGCGAGUCCAUAGCGUAAUCGCGACCAUCUUUCGACUGACCCGCAAGGCAUCCCACCCGCUGUUUCCUACUUUGGCACGUUCGAACGAACUACUUAUUCAUUUCCGCUUCGUGACGCAUUCGUUCGUACUGUCACUGUCAAGUUACCUCUACGACAGGGUUAUCGCUGGUACAUUCGACGCCUUCUUGGACAAACUGCGACCUCCAUCACAAGAUGCGACUCCUUCGCGUUCACCGGCAUUCUCUGAUGUUUUCUCUUUGGCGGAAAGUCAUUCUCAAAUGAUGGAUGAUAUACUGAGUGCCUGUCUACUGCGCUCUGGUCAGAAGUCGGUUGGGGACCUGCUGCGCGGUUGUUUAGAUAUUGUGGUGGAAUUUGGCAUCCUUGCCGGAGAGCGUUACAUGGAUCGCCUGCCCGAGUAUCGAGCCGCAGUUGCACUGGAAAAUGUUUGGAAUCGCUUCAGGAAUCGGAUCUCAACCUUGGUGAAAGUAUUGAAGGCAUUAGUUCAGAAAGGCUCUGGGUAUUCUCAUCUGCCAGCUGGCCCACCUGAACCACACUUAUCGAACAACCUAGGUGAUCCCUCUCGUUAUUGGCAUGACUUGCUGACGAGACUGGACACGACGGACUGGUGGGAUGCCCUGUGA